This is a messenger RNA of Aspergillus homomorphus CBS 101889, 2098 nucleotides long. RefSeq lists its product as uncharacterized. The record is from RefSeq and is a predicted model, not a curated record. The transcript is spliced from 2 exons. Bases 283 to 1839 code for a protein of 518 amino acids. NCBI's taxonomy places the organism in Eukaryota, Fungi, Ascomycota, Eurotiomycetes, Eurotiales, Aspergillaceae.
ACAUUCCUCUUUUCCUUUCAUCAUCCGACUUUCCAUCCCCUUUUCAUCUUUCCUCUCCUAACUUUAUCCUGUGUGUCUUCUGUGUGUUAUUAGAUCCGUUCUCCUUAUUCUUAGUCCCCGUGCUCUCCUGUCUUGCCUAUACUGUAUUGUUCCGUCGACCCGUGCGUGACUUGAUCGGAUUUACUAGUAUACUAUCUGCAUUGCUUAUCCUUCCCUUCUUCCGCCUGUAUCCUAUUUUCUCCCUCGACGCUUCUCUUCAGAUCCUAUUAUAUCCAAAAAAACAUGCCUUAUAAUACUCGCCGCAAGUCACUGUCGCUUCCCUCGUUGGGGAUUCACCUUCCGAAUUCGUCCCGCCGCUCUCCGUCUACCUCGAAAUCGCCUCACGCGACUGACGACCAGCUGCCUCCGUCCAAGAAAGUAAAACGGUCGCAUGAUGCCUCGUUAUCGCCAGAGCCUUCAACCGCCGCUGCGCGCGCCACUGAUAACAAGGACCGGCUGACUCCAGCCCGUUCUUCUGGCCGGCGCGGCACCCUGGAGCAUACGCCACCUCCCUCUCCCAUCGAUGGCACGGUCGGCCCCAAGAUCGACACAGAAGGUAUAAAUGACGAUAUCGUGGUUGGUGUCAUUCAACAGCUUGAGAAGACUGGAAAUCGUCCUCACCUGGUUAAAGAAUUGGCUGCCGUUCUAAUUGCGCUCAAUGAAAAUGUCGCAAACUCUGCCAACCCCGCUGCUCUGCUGUCCUCACGCCUCAGUGCGUACAUGAAGCGCUCCUGGACCGCACUGGCCCCCUGUCCCCUGGCCAAGGAAUUAAUUCCCAUUCACCCGCGCAAGGUGUACUACUUUCUGACAACGCGCCCCCGUCAAGCUAUUCCGGAGAACUCGGACGAUGUUAUCAUCCCCGGUGUGGAAGGAAAGGACUUGACGCCUAGUGUGACAAGCAUUGAUAUGGACGAGGAAGACGCGUUGGCUCGGGAGCGGUCACGCCUUAGCCCUAGCCCCGAAGUCGAUUUGUCUUCCCCCGACUUUGACGAAGAGAACAUCGACUUGGAUGGCCGCUCGGGGUCUGCUUCCGCCUCCCGGUCGAGUACCGAGUUUGGAGAUCACCACACUCGCCUAAUGCACUCGAAUCGGGCUGCAUCCCCUCCUUUGGAAGGUGAUGAGAAGGAGUUUACACAAACAGCAAGCGCCGUGCGCGAGCGGGCAUCCGAACAAAAAGAAGCACAGCAGCAGCCCUCGACUACGCAUUUUUCCGCGCUAUCGGAAGGUCUCAAUGAGCUACACGAAGAUAGCAUGAUGAUUUGUGGCACUCCUGUGGACGACAGCCGCCUCUCAUUCAAUGAAGACCGCAUGGCCGAUGAGCCUACACACGACUACUUCUCUCGUGGCGGUCUCUCCGAACUUUCCCCUCUCCAGGGUCACCUCCAACAGCAGGAUCUCGACGAGGCGGCCGUGGCGGCUCUGUUCGGUACUUCUCCCUCCCCUUCUCUCACGUCAGUGGCCUCAUCCAUCUCGUCUGGCACGAGUGUGGCUUCGGAUGACGGACUGGAUGGCGAGUCUCAGUCAGAAGCGAUUGGGCGCGCCCCACAAAUCAGUCUACCCGAAGACCCCACCGUACCCUCUGUAUCAGCACUGAAGCGUCCCAUCGACAUGUUGAACAGUGAGAUACCCGAUCUGGACAUGAAAAUGGCAGAUUUGGUUGAGAACGAAGACAAGGUUUCGCUGGGAGCCCGCCCGCUUCCCCACUCGGAACGGGCGAUGGUCUUCGACUCGUGGCGAGAGCUACAAAGUCCGGAGACAGUUGACGUGCAUGAGCUCGACGAGAUGUUUGAUGAUUUUUAGAACCCCUGUGACGACAGACUGCAGGGCCUUCCUCUCUCCACUCCAUCAUGACACUGGUUGGUCUUGACUGAUCAGCCCUCAACAAUUUCUCUUGCAACCCGUUUGAGAUAACCCUGUAUAUUUUUAUCCCUCUAAUGCGUGUUCGCGGCACUUGCCUUAUCCGUUUUUGAUCCCCUUGGCGACGGCCGAUACGCCCGCUCCUCCUGUACAUAUACCACCAUUCCUACUACACCUCUUUCCCGCCCUCCCCCUUUCUUAC